AGAUACAUGGCCAUCGGUGGCUACGUCGGCGCCGCUACCGUGGGUGCGGCUUCCUGGUGGUUCAUGUACUCGCCCUUCGGCCCGCAGAUGACCUACUGGCAGCUCACUCACCACUUGCAGUGCCUGAGCGGCGGCGAUGAGUUCAAGGGUAUCGACUGCAAGAUCUUCACGGACCCCCACCCCAUGACGAUGGCGCUAUCAGUACUGGUCACCAUCGAGAUGCUGAACGCCAUGAACAGCUUGUCGGAGAACCAGUCGCUGGUCACCAUGCCGCCCUGGUCCAACCUGUGGCUCGUCGGCUCCAUGGCGCUGUCCUUCACACUCCACUUCGUCAUUCUUUACGUCGAGGUUCUCUCGGCCGUGUUCCAGGUGACGCCGCUGUCGGUGGACGAGUGGAUGACGGUGAUGAAGUUCUCGAUACCCGUGGUGCUGCUCGACGAAGUGCUCAAGUUCGUCGCGCGCAAGAUCUCCGAUGCCCAGCCGACGUGGAAGAUGUAAGCGCCGGGACACCGUCGCAGCGGCACUGCACGCACACAUAUUCCAUGAACUCAUUGUUUGUUGUGAUCCCGCAGUGAAACUACACAUUAAGUAAACGACACGGUUGUGAUCUCCAUAAUCUCGUAAGUUCGGACGGCAUCUCCCGCUCGCCCGAACGCAACACUAACGCUCUCGUUGUUUUACAGCGAACGAGGUGGUCAUUGACAAGUGGUAAACGCCACCGAGUCAAAGUUCCUCAUCCGCUACUCUCUGCUACUUCUACCGCUCUCGCCCCGAUGUUAUAACCGAUUGGCUUUUAGUUGGUAAUUCGCGCCAGAGCCCGCUGGCGCGGCGAGACGCCACCUGCACCCGCGCCACCAGCCAGAGAGGACUUUGUUGUUCAUAAUGUGUAUAUACUACAGUAUGCUUAGGAGGUUUAAUCAUUGUUAAAUUACAUUGUUCUAAUUAAAGACUACAUGGUGCCCGUCGACAGAAGCAGUGCGAUAGACGAUGUGUACUUAAGUUGACAGCACUCCUAUAUUUAAUUUAUUGUUAUAUUUUUAUUCUCUUUUUAAUCUAGUUUGCUUAUAUAGAGCCGAGUCUGUUUCUAUUAGUGCUGACGCCUCGACGAGCAAUAUGGUGUCUGUAAGGGAAGGAUAAACAUAACUGUCCAGUGUUUGGGACGUAAUCGAGUCCAAAAAUUUAAACAUACCUGUACAUUUUAAUGUAUUAUUGUUUUGUACAAUAAAUCGUUAUAAAACGA
Molecule: messenger RNA, 1240 nt
Organism: Ostrinia furnacalis (Asian corn borer)
Lineage: Eukaryota; Metazoa; Arthropoda; Insecta; Lepidoptera; Crambidae
Product: calcium-transporting ATPase sarcoplasmic/endoplasmic reticulum type-like
Exons: 4
Coding region: 7-498 (163 amino acids)
Source: RefSeq, a predicted model, not a curated record